AAAUCGACUUCAAUUGGUCUACAAUCGGUUUUGGGGGCAGGCGUGGUUGGGGUGAAGGUGGAAAGACAAAUUUGAACAAUCUCACGAGAAUGAAGGGAGAUUUGCCGAUUAUUGUUUACAUUCCCCCCCAAAAUGAGGAACCGAACCGAUCCAGAUUCAACUGAAAUGAUCGGAACAACACAACUUCGGUAACAGAUUGUUUGCUAGGGCGAGGAAGGUGAAGCCGAACACCAACUUUGUUCUGAUUGAGUACAGAAUUAGACCGAACAUAUCAAAUCGGAGGACAAAAUUAAAACACAAUAAAGGCCACAUUGUUGGAUCAUAUUCGCGAUGAAAAGGGCAAGUGAUGGUCAUUGUUCGGGAUAAAUACCCCGAAAGAGGCAUGGUACGGCCCUUGAUGAAAGGAAUGUGAACCUGGGGAUACCCGUGUAGGGAGUGCGGAAAGGCGGGUUCGGGAUACCCCAGGACUCCUAGGCCGAGAAGGGAACUAUCCGUCGUUAUUGGGGGGCCAAGCAGACGCUCGUCUCCUAACGGGUAACAAAUCAACACCGAAGAACGGGGAUUUGGAUGAGGCCUCGUUUGGCAGUGUCGAGGUAGGGAGACAAGAAUCUUGGACAAAACAAAGAUUGGACCCGUGGAAAAUAUCAUUACAACAGCCAUGAUGGAGGAACUGCACAGCCUGGACCCGCGACGCCAGGAGCUGCUGGAGGCUCGCUUCACCGGGGUCGGCGUGGCUAAGGGUUCAGGCCACAAUGAGUCAUCCAAUCAGAGCCUGUGCAGCGUGGGCUCUCUCAGUGACAAAGAGCUGGAGACCCCAGAGAAAAAGCCCAACGACCAGAGAACGAGGAAGAGGAAAGCAGAGCUGUACGACAGCAGCCAAGGGAAAGGAGGAGCAAGAGGACAGAAAAUUAGUGAUUAUUUUGAGUUUGCGGGUGGUAGCGGUCCUGGUACCAGUCCUGCCAGGAGUCUCCCUCCAGUUGUCCGCUCCUCCCCACAACAUCACUCCCUCUCCAACCCCCCAGGCAUGAUGCAGCAGGGCAGCCCGUCCUCUAUGGGUUCAGCCAACACAGAGCACUCAUCCUGUUCCCUAAAGCCUGUCUCCCUCUACAUGAACCACAAAGCCACACAGUCUGACCUGACAGUAGAGAAGUUAACAGCUAUGGAGAACAACAAGAUCUCUGACCUGGAGAAGAAGGAGGGGAGGAUAGAUGACUUACUGCGGGCGAACUGUGACCUUCGAAGGCAGUUGGAUGAGCAGCAGAGGAUGCUGGAGCGGUACAAAGAACGCUUGAACAAAUGUGUGACCAUGAGCAAGAAGCUGCUGAUUGAGAAAUCGAAGCAGGAGAAGAUGGCGUGUCGCGACAAGAGCAUGCAGGACCGUCUACGUCUGGGUCACUUCACCACCGUCCGACAUGGUGCCUCAUUCACAGAACAGUGGACCGACGGAUAUGCCUUUCAGAACCUUAUCAAGCAACAGGAGAGGAUCAACUCCCAGCGAGAGGACAUAGAGCGACAGAGGAAGGCCCUGGCCAAGAGGAAACCGCCCUCAAUGGCCCAGACCCCGCCCCUUAGCCUGGAGCAGAACAAACGCAAGAGCAAGGCCAACGGAGCCGAGAGCGAAGCGUUAUCGCAGGCCGAGUAUCACGAGCAAGAGGAGAUUUUCAAACUAAGACUGGGCCAUCUCAAGAAGGAGGAGGCAGAGAUCCAGGCGGAGCUGGAGAGGUUGGAGCGAGUACGGAACCUGCACAUCCGCGAGCUCAAGAGGAUCCACAACGAGGAUAACUCCACGUUCAAAGACCACCCUACGCUAAAUGAUCGGUACCUACUGCUCUACUUACUAGGCCGAGGUGGCUUCAGUGAAGUUUACAAGGCCUUUGACCUAACGGAGCAGAGAUACGUCGCAGUCAAAAUCCACCAGUUGAAUAAGAACUGGAGGGAUGAGAAGAAGGAGAACUACCACAAACACGCAUGUCGAGAGUAUAGAAUCCAUAAGGAGCUGGACCACCCACGGAUAGUCAAACUCUACGACUACUUUUCACUCGACACAGACUCGUUCUGUACGGUUCUAGAGUACUGUGAGGGGAACGACCUGGAUUUCUACCUGAAGCAGCACAAGCUGAUGUCGGAGAAGGAGGGCCGCUCCAUCAUCAUGCAGAUGGUCAACGCCCUCAAGUACCUCAACGAGAUCCGCCCACCCAUCAUCCACUACGACCUCAAACCUGGCAACAUCCUCCUGGUGAAUGGCACAGCCUGUGGGGAGAUCAAAAUCACCGACUUCGGCCUGUCCAAGAUCAUGGACGACGACAGCUACAACUCAGUGGAUGGGAUGGAGCUGACCUCGCAGGGUGCAGGGACCUACUGGUACCUUCCCCCUGAAUGCUUUGUGGUGGGUAAAGAGCCUCCUAAAAUCUCCAACAAGGUGGACGUGUGGUCAGUGGGAGUCAUCUUCUACCAGGCUCUGUACGGACGCAAGCCCUUUGGCCAUAACCAGUCUCAACAGGACAUCCUGCAGGAGAACACCAUACUGAAGGCAACAGAGGUUCAGUUUCCCCCCAAACCAGUAGUCACCCCAGAAGCUAAGGCCUUCAUAAGGCGCUGUCUGGUCUACCGGAAGGAGGACCGUAUCGAUGUGCACCAGCUAGCCAGUGACCCCUUCCUCAUGCCUCACAUCCGCAAGUCUGUGGCCACGUCCGGGGCCUCUGGCACGGCUAUACCUUCCACCUCCAGCUCCUCCAACAGCAGCGCCUCAAACUGAGCCUUCACUAUCUAUCUCACUACGAACUGACUGACCUAAGUGGAAGGUGGAGGUGGGGGUGGGGGUGGCUGCCUGAUUCAGCCCCCUCAUCACUUCCCAUCCUGUUAUGUCCCACCUUGGGCUCAGCACCCCAGGGAAACCUCUGGGGUGCAGGCAGGGGGAGCUUGAGGAAUCAUGGAUGAGGUGGAGGGGAGAGAGGUGGGGUAAUCAGUGUUCCAACUGAAACCUGGAGCCCUCCAUGUCCACCCACCCAGCUUCCCUGUCUCUCCCUCCUCUGAGGGGUGGUGUUGUUCUGGGGGUCAAAGCCCUAGGGUCCCCCCACAGUGUGGAGGGGGACAUGGCACUGAGCUGAGGAGAAAUGGGAAAAUUCAACAAUUUUAAGGUUAAAAGAAUGGAACAGGGCUGCAUUAGCUUUGAGAAAUGGAAGGGACUGUUGGAAGACUCUGUUUUCCAUCUCAUACACACACACACCCACCCACCCACCAUGCCUCGGGAGUCGUCCCAGAUGCUCUGGGUUCUCCUUUUGAUAAAUGCUUUGGUUGUCAUCCAACCCCCUCCCCUGACUGACAGUACCAGUCUAGCCUGCCUUUAGACUGGACCUGAACAAGACCUAUGGCGUUCAUUAAUUUAAGCCACUCUCCUGGGUCCAGGUAGUUCUUGAAGGGAGGCAUACCGACCCCCCCCCCUGUCUGUUUUAAAUCCUGUGACCAAAGCUUAAGACUUCCAGAUGGUGGCACUGUUCCGCUGCAGUUUUUAUAUUGGUUCUAGUUGUUACAUGAUAUAUAACGUGGAAAACUAAUGAAUGGUCCCUUUUUUAAAGAAUUGUUACUUACAUUUUCUCAAUUUUAAGGAAAAAAAAUCAAUUGGUGGUUUUUAAAUUUCUCUUUCGGUUUUUUUUGUUGCCCUAUUCUCGUUUUAGUAAUUCUCUUCAUAAAAACAUAUUUAUUUAGGUCUGUUUUAAUGAAUUCUUUGCCAAUAAAAUGCAAGGGACUGGUUUACUCAUUGUACUGUUGGGAGGAGAUUGGGCCUUAGCAGAGAAUUGCAUAACCCAUUAAAUACUAUUGGUUAAACUGUGCAAUCUGAGUGUUUGUGGGGGUGUUAGUUCUGGUUGGGUUGUUUACUCUCCGAAGGCUCGGCAAGCUCAUUUCUCUACAUCAACAACACAAAGCACACUUAUGUAAUAUUUAUUAUCUGUAACCUGAAGGUUGCAGAGGAAAAUGGAAACCAGGAAGACCCAGGAACAGCUGGAGAAGGUCUAUCGAGGAAGAACUAAAAUAAUCAAGAAAAUCUUUGAAAGGGCGGCAGGUAGCCCAGCGGUUAAGAGCUUUAGGCCAGUAACCAAAAGGCCGCUGGUUCAAAUCCCAGAGCUGACCACGUGAGAAAUCUGUCAACGUGCCCUUGAGCAAGGCACUUAACCCUCGUUUCUCCUGUAAGUUGUUCUGGAUAAGAGCAUCAGCUAAAUGACAAAAAUAACAAAGUGGGGGGAACCAAACCUGAUGGAGAAGUUUGAAUAACCUAAAGACAGGUUGGCUGACCACCAUGAGAGUGUGGACGUAUCGAUGAGGCAGAAGGCCAUGUGGUGGUAUGAUUCAAAUAGCUAACAACCAUGUGGGGAAUCGUUUUACCUUGUUCAUAGUGUGUUGAGGUCUUUUGACUAAUGUCUAUGCUAAUAUGGCUCAUAUUCGCUAGCUAACCAACAACUGUAAUGAUGUAUUUGAGAGACAAGUGCUCCUUGUGCAAAUGUAUUUGUUUUCAAUAAACAUUUUGAGACAAAAUGUA
Oncorhynchus gorbuscha (pink salmon) is the source of this 4534-nucleotide messenger RNA. RefSeq names its product serine/threonine-protein kinase tousled-like 2. Bases 659 to 2755 code for a protein of 698 amino acids. Gene Ontology annotation, cellular component: nucleus. The transcript is spliced from 21 exons. Gene Ontology annotation, molecular function: ATP binding; protein serine/threonine kinase activity. Gene Ontology annotation, biological process: peptidyl-serine phosphorylation; chromosome segregation; intracellular signal transduction. The record is from RefSeq and is a predicted model, not a curated record. Lineage: Eukaryota; Metazoa; Chordata; Actinopteri; Salmoniformes; Salmonidae.